Messenger RNA from Lytechinus variegatus (green sea urchin), 655 nucleotides. RefSeq names its product E3 ubiquitin-protein ligase PPP1R11-like. Bases 105 to 452 code for a protein of 115 amino acids. The record is from RefSeq and is a predicted model, not a curated record. NCBI's taxonomy places the organism in Eukaryota, Metazoa, Echinodermata, Echinoidea, Temnopleuroida, Toxopneustidae. Gene Ontology annotation, cellular component: nucleus. Gene Ontology annotation, molecular function: protein phosphatase 1 binding; protein serine/threonine phosphatase inhibitor activity. The transcript is spliced from 3 exons.
GAAAAACAACAUUGCGAAGCGAAGAAGUUGAAGUGGCAGUCAUUACUCAAUAUUAAACUCACACCCUGUUUUCCCAUCUGAAGCUCAUUUUUUAAAUCUACAAAAUGGCUACAAGGACAGCGUUAGUACACACUUCGACGCGUACGACGACAGCGACAGAAGAAACGAGGUCAUCACCGUCGGUGACACUCAAACUACGUAAACCAAAGUCAGACAAGAAGGUUAACUGGAAAACAGGUGUGGUUGACAAUGAACACAUGGGCAGGAAGAAAUCAAAAUGUUGCUGUAUAUACAACAAACCUCGGAUGUUUGGAGAAAGUUCAUCAAGCAGCGAAGGAGAAUCGGACGACGACUGCAAGUUGUGCCGCAAACAGCAGAAGAAAAACUACAGUAAACACAAAGACGAAUGCAACUGUGAUGGUGGUCCCCAGCAAGGGAUAGGGGAUGAUUAGAAGUCAGUGUGUACAUAAGUUCUUGAAAUCCCUGUUGAACUUGCACCGUAGCUACCAUUAACACUGAAACUGCCAUUAACACAAGACUACCAGAAUCAUCUUUAUUUCAUUUCAUGCCUGUAUGUUGUCAAGCGUAAGUUCUAGUGGCAAAAAUUGUGAGAUGAGAAUGGCUAGCAUGUGUUUGGUGGCACCGAUGAAAGGCA